AUGCAAUCCCUCCGGCAAUCUAGACACCUGUUGAGCGCAGUCAGGGCGCAGGUGGAGCGGGAUCAAGACAGGGCACGAUUGAGGACCCUCGACGCCGAAGACAGCGAGCGGCCAGCGGCAACCAGCGAGGGCCAAGCCGAUCCGAAGAAAACCGCCAAGGAUGCCGAGUCACAACGCCGCCAGUCCGCCGAGUCCAUCCCGCGCCCCCCUUCGUCAAGCAGCAGCAACUCAGGCACUUCUGAGCAAGACUCCAAUGCCGCACAGCGCGUGGCCACCGCUGCCACGCAGUACACUGCUCGUGCGGCCCUGGGCCACUCGCUGACGGGUGUGCAUGCGAGAGACCGCCGCACUCAUGAAGGCAAAGGCGAACAAGUCUUCGUGGUGGGCUGGGAGGGCCCCGAUGACCCAUUGAACCCUAGGAAUUGGCCGUACACGCGCCGCGUGAGUUGCACACUACAGAUCUCACUUAUCGCCGCCGCCGUAGGCGCAGCAUCCGGCAUCGAUGCCACGGUCCUCCCACAGGCAGCCGAGUCCCUCGGCGUAAGCGAAGUCUCCGAGUCGCUGGCCACAGGUCUAUACCUCAUUGGCAUGGGCAUGGGCAGCCUGGUCGCUGGCCCGUUCUCCGAGACGUUCGGCCGCAAUGCUGUUUACAUCGGGUCCAUGGCCGUGUUCAUGAUCUGGAUCAUGGCGUCCGGCCUGGCGCCUAACUUCGGCGCGCAGAUUGUCUUCCGCUUCUUUGCUGGGUGCUCGGCUUCGACUCCGCUUGUUUGUUCCGGCGGGAGCGUGUCGGAUAUGUUUGACAGCAUUGAAAAGACGUGGGCCUUCCCAUUGUAUGCGAUUGCUGCGUUUGGGGGGCCUAUGCUCGGCGCCGUUAUGGGUGCGUAUAUUGGGCCCUCGACGGUCGUAAGCUGGCGGUGGACCGAGUGGACGAUGUUGAUCCUUUCUGGGCUGGUGGUCUGCUGGGUGUUCCUGCUCAUGCCUGAGACCUACUCGCCCCUGCUGCUGAGGUGGAAGGCGAAGCACCUGCGACGUGUGACGGGAGACAAUCGUUUUCGAUCGGAACAUGAGAUUGUCAAAGCGACGCUCUUCAGCCGGCUCAAGGUCAGCAUGACGAGACCGUUCCUCAUGUUUACCGAGCCAAUUAUCCUCGCUAUGACCGUGUACCUGUCGGUUGUGUACAUCGUGUUAUUCACUUUCCUUAUUGGAUGGCCCUACAUCUUCGAGUACACUUACGGCAUCUCCCAAGGACUGAGUAACAUCAUCUUCAUCUCGAUGUUCGUCGGCCUCCAAUUCAGCUUCCUGCUCAUACCAAUCGUCUACCGGAUGACGUUGAAGCAGGUCAAGUUAGCCGAGUCCCGCGGCGAAGGACAGCAAUUCAACCCAGAAAUACGUUUGUGGUACGCCAUGCUCGGCCCAGCCGUGAGCAUCCCCGUCUCACUCUUCUGGAUGGGCUGGACCGCCAGCCCAAACGUCAGCAUCUGGUCGCCCAUCCUCGCUGUUACGCUUUUCGGUUUUGGCGUUAUGGGUAUUUUUAUCUGUGCGUACAUGUAUGUGAUCGACUCAUACGAGAUGUUCUCAGCGUCGGCUUUGACCUUCACUGCGCUGGUGCGAUACGUCGCUGCUGGUGGGAUGACGGUCGUGGGAAUCCCGUUCUACACCAACAUGGGCGUGCACUAUACUUUGACGAUACUGGCGUGCAUUUCUUGUGUGCUUGUACCCGUCCCAUACGCGCUGUACAAGUGGGGGUAUAUGCUGCGAAAGAGGAGCAAGUAUGCCGUGUCUCGUGAGAUCUAG
Messenger RNA from Diaporthe amygdali, 1794 nucleotides. RefSeq lists its product as uncharacterized. The record is from RefSeq and is a predicted model, not a curated record. NCBI's taxonomy places the organism in Eukaryota, Fungi, Ascomycota, Sordariomycetes, Diaporthales, Diaporthaceae. Gene Ontology annotation, molecular function: transmembrane transporter activity. The coding region runs from base 1 to 1794 and encodes 597 amino acids. The transcript has 2 exons. Gene Ontology annotation, biological process: transmembrane transport.